AUGGAGCUCGAUCCGCGACUCGAAGCAAGCGACCUCGUUCCCGUUGCCGCCGUGCCCGAAUCAUCCUCGAUCGCUGGACGCACCACGGGCUUUGCAGACGCCGACACGCCGUCCACUAAUCUUGGCGCACCCAGAGACCAGGACCUGCAGAGAGGCGACGACGACCACCACAGCGGCGACGACCAGGACGGAGGCGCCGACCCGAAACGCUCGAGAGCAUGCGAGGCCUGUCGUGGGCUGAAGGUGCGGUGCGAUCCGGAUCCGGACGGCGGGCCAUGCAAGCGCUGCAAGAAGGCGUCGCGAAAGUGCGUGGUCACGCAGCCGACGCGCAAGAGGCAGAAGAAGACGGACAGCCGCGUCUCCGAGCUGGAGAGGAAGAUUGAUGCCUUGACGGCGAGCCUGCAGGCCCGCGCCGGCGGCAUCCCCGUCCUUCCUGCGCUGGGUGUCUCCUCAUCACCACAUGUGCUUGGGACGAGCAGCGUUAGCCCAGGCGGCGGGCCGAACGAGCACACGACGCCAGGGAGCCAUGGGAGCUCAUACUACAGGGCUCCUUCGACGGAGGGGGUUGUUAGCGGGGGCAUGGGAAGUCACGAGAGGUCCUGGGGAAGCGAGACGGCGACCGUGAGACACGGGAGUCUGGACAGAUCAAAUGGCCCAUCCGUGACACCGCCGUCAGCGGUGGCGGCCCCUCCACAAGCACGAGUCGAUCCGACACCCCCGGCAUUCCAGCCGCCCAUGGUCAUAGCCGGCCAGAAGCGAAAGCUGCCCGCAAGAUGGAGCGCGAACGCGGACGACGAGCACAGGCAAUCUCCUGUGACUGCCGCCAGUAGUGCGUUCACGCCGGUGCCGGAUAGUGACGUUGUCGACCGCGGCAUCCUCACGAUGGCGAAAGCGACCGAGCUGUUUGCGCGAUAUCGCGAUCGCAUGGCGCCGAACCUCCCUGCUGUCGUACACCCUCCAAACAUGACUGUGUCUGAUCUUCGGAAGAACAAGCCUGUCCUUUUCCUCUCCACCAUGGCGGCUGCUGCGUCCGAGGACAACGAUUUGCAAAAGGUCCUGUCGAGGGAGGUCAUGUUGGUGUUUGCGGACAAGGUGUUUCUGAGCGGCGACAAGAGCAUUGAAAUUGUCCAAGCUCUACUUGUGGCCGUCAUUUGGUACUGGCCACCAGAGCACUUUGAAGAGCUUAAGUUCUAUCAGCUGGUCCACAGCGCGGCCGUCAUGGCCAUCGACAUCGGCCUGGGUAAGAGCUUCGGCAACAAGCAGCCUGGUACGGGCCUCUACAACUGGCAGAGCCAUCCCAUGCGGCGCCAAGCUCUACCUGACCCAACGACUGUUGAAUCCAGGCGGACGUGGCUCGCAUGUUUCUUCAUGUGCUCCAAUACGUCCAUCUCGCUGCGUCGCCCCAAUCUUAUCCGCUGGACACCCUUCAUGGCCGAGUCGCUUGAAGUACUGGAGUCAUCCCCUGACGCCGCUCCGUCGGAUAAGUAUUUCUGUCAACUUGUGUGGACGCACAAGCUGGGUGAGGAGGUGAGCAAUCAGUUCGCCUUGGAGGACGCGACUGCGCGGGUGAACAUCAACGAGGCGAGAACGCAGCACACCCUGCGGGCUCUCGAGAGGGAGCUGGAAAACAAGCGAAAUUCAGUCCCCGAGGAUAUCAUGAGGCCUGCACUAACCCUUGGAUUUGAGAUGAUCAACCUUUACAUGCACGAGAUUGUGCUUCAUAGUAAAACGGCCGUCGACCAGAUACGACCACCCUUCAACACUGAUGCAUUCAAGGAAGGUGUUAUCGGGCCCGAGCCUCUCUCCGCCGCCCACAUCAAUGCUAUUUCUUCAUGUCUUAGCGCAAUCAACGGCAUCUUCACUACGUUUCUUUCACUGGACGUGGCGAGCGUCCGUUGCCUCCCCGUCUAUAAUUUCGUUCGCGUUGCCUACGCCCUCGUUAUUCUUCUCAAGAUGUACUUCACCUCAUCUAAUCCAACCUCGGACCUCGGGAAGGUGGUCAACAAAGAGAAUCUUCGGGUUGGCUACUAUAUGGAUCUUCUCAUCGAUAAGUUCCGUGCCACCGCCGCUGACGAUCGAAGUCGACCCGCCUCCAAGUUCCUCGUAGUGCUCGCUAUGUUGAAGAGUUGGUUCAUCAAACAGGGCAAGCUCGAGGCAAAGAACAACCCUCAGGGCGGUGACGGUGCUGGUCCUACCAAGUCGCCCAUAACUAGUGGCUGGGCAGAAGGCGAUGGCUCAUCUGGCAACAAACAGCUGUUACCCUUCCAUAGACAGAACCCGCAGCAGCAGCAGCAAGAACCACCUCGAGUGAACACGCCCCUCCAGCUCCUCUCCGAAGUGGCCACGGGUACUGGAGCCAACAAACCCAGCGGAUCGGCGCGUUUUCUCCUCGGUAGCUUCCGCAAUCAACCUCAGCCAUUCUUCUACGAGGGCAGCAAUAACAAUAACAAUGCAAACACGCCUUCCUCCUCAGCCUCUGAGAGCUCACCCGCCAUCAAUCCCACGACAGGCCCCCAGCAAACGUCUCAACCUCAACAGCAACCGCCAUUCUUCGCUGCCUCGUCUGAACCUUCCUGGAUGUCGAACCUCCCGGCGAACAUCGAUAUGGGUCUCGCUGAUGGCACGGGGCUGGACUUUACUAAUCUGGGAUUGACCCCCGAGUUCCAGCUGUCGUCCGAGGAUCUUCAAGAGCCCUGGAUUAGCGACCUUUUCCAAGGGUUUCAGGAUGCGGGAGGAGGUAUGUUUCCCUUUUGA
This is a messenger RNA of Clonostachys byssicola, 2754 nucleotides long. Lineage: Eukaryota; Fungi; Ascomycota; Sordariomycetes; Hypocreales; Bionectriaceae. The record is from the annotation of a GenBank genome assembly.